Molecule: messenger RNA, 3525 nt
Organism: Seriola dumerili (greater amberjack)
Lineage: Eukaryota; Metazoa; Chordata; Actinopteri; Carangiformes; Carangidae
Gene: adcy8
Product: adenylate cyclase 8
Exons: 17
Coding region: 1-3525 (1174 amino acids)
Biological process (GO): adenylate cyclase-activating G protein-coupled receptor signaling pathway; cAMP biosynthetic process; intracellular signal transduction
Cellular component (GO): plasma membrane
Molecular function (GO): adenylate cyclase activity
Source: RefSeq, a predicted model, not a curated record
AUGGAGCUGUCCGAGGUCCGGUGCUCCAGCGCCAGCGAGGAGCUGUACACAAUCAACAAGACUCCGAGCAGCAGCAACAACAGCAACAGCAGUGGCAGCGGCAGCGCGCGACCCAAACGGCUGCUGUGGCAGAACGCGGUGCGGCACAUCACCGAGCAGCGGUUCAUACACGAGCAGGGUGGGGGAGGCGGAGGAGGGGUGAAGGGCAUCGGGCCGGACGAGCCCUACGACCCGAGCCAGGGUCCGCGGAAGCAGUCGGCGGGGCGGACGUCGGUGGGAGACCGGCACAACAACGGCGGGACCAAAGUGUUCCCGGAGCGCGCCAGCAGCGACCUGGGAUUCCUGCAGAUCGACUGCGCGCCGAGCAACUCCGACUUCUUCCUGAACUGGGGCUACACGUACCGGGGUGUCAUCUUCCCCACGCUGCGGAACGCCUUCAAGUCCCGCGACCUGGAGCGGCUGUACCAGCGCUACUUUCUGGGCCAGAGGCGCAAGUCUGUGGUUGUGAUGAACAUCCUGGAUGUGGUGACCAAGCUCACCCUGCUGGUGCUGCACCUUACCCUGGCCUCCUCCCCGAUGGACCCGAUCAAAGGGACGCUCCUGGGCUUCUUCACGGGCAUCGAAGUAGUAAUUUGUGCCUUAGUGGUGGUGCGGAAGGACACCACGUCGCACGGCUACCUGCAGUACAGCGGCGUGGUCACGUGGGUGGCUAUGGCCACGCAGAUCCUGGCGGCCGGGCUGGGCUACGGGCUGCUCGGUGACGGGGUGGGAUACGUGCUGUUCACCCUGUUCGCCACCUACAGCAUGCUACCGCUGCCGCUCACCUGGGCCAUUCUUGCCGGUCUGUUCACCUCGGGGCUCCAUAUCCUGGUCCAGCUGCUCAUCUCCCACAAUGCACAGCUGUCUACCAACCAGGUAGCGGCUCAGGCUGUGUUGUUCCUGUGUAUGAACACCGCUGGGAUAUUCAUCAGUUACCUGUCGGACCGGGCACAGCGCCAGGCCUUUCUGGAGACGCGGCGCUGCAUCGAGGCUCGACUGCGACUCGAGACAGAGAACCAGAGACAGGAGAGACUGGUGUUAUCAGUCCUGCCACGUUUUGUAGUUUUGGAAAUGAUCAACGACAUGACAAAUGUAGAGGAUGAACACCUCCAGCAUCAGUUUCACAGAAUCUACAUCCACCGCUACGAGAAUGUCAGCAUUCUUUUCGCAGAUGUUAAAGGCUUCACAAACCUCUCCACGACGCUGUCCGCGCAGGAGCUGGUGCGAAUGUUGAAUGAACUCUUUGCACGCUUCGACCGCCUCGCACACGAGCACCACUGUCUACGAAUAAAGAUACUGGGAGACUGUUACUACUGUGUGUCUGGUCUUCCUGAGCCCAGACAGGACCACGCCCACUGCUGUGUGGAGAUGGGCCUCAGCAUGAUCAAAACCAUCAGAUACGUCAGAUCGCGUACGAAACAUGACAUUGACAUGCGCAUCGGGAUCCACUCGGGCUCGGUGCUCUGCGGCGUGCUGGGACUCAGGAAGUGGCAGUUUGACGUCUGGUCCUGGGACGUGGACAUCGCCAACAAGCUGGAGUCUGGAGGGAUCCCAGGGCGGAUCCACAUCUCCAAAGCCGCUCUGGACUGUUUAAACGGAGACUACGAGGUGGAGGAGGGCCACGGGAAGGACCGCAACGACUUCCUCCGCCGCCACAACAUCGAGACGUACCUCAUCAAGCAGCCGGAGGAGAGUCUGCUCACGCUGCCCGAGGACAUCAUGAAGGAGGCGGCCAGCUCGGCCGACCGCCGCGCCAGCAGCGCCACCUUCAACGAAGCGUCUUGGAGCCCCGAGCUUCCCUUCGACAACAUCGUGGGGAAACAGAACUACUCCCAGAUGAGGGACGAGGUGUUCAAGUCCAACCUGGUGUGCGCCUUCAUCGUGCUCAUCUUCAUCACGACCAUCCAAAGCCUGCUUCCCUCUGCCAGGAUGGUUACCAUGGUGAUCCAGUUCUCCGUCCUCAUCGUCCUCCACUCCUGCCUGGUCCUAGUUACUACAGCGGAGGACUACAAGUGUCUGCCUCUGGUCCUGCGAAAAGCCUGCUGCUGGAUCAACGAGACCUACGCUGCACGGAACGUCAUCAUCUUCGUCUCAAUCCUCAUCAACUUUCUGGCGGCCAUGAUCAAUAUACUGUGGUGCGACUUUGACAAGUCCAGCACCUUCAGGAACCAGACGUACAACGAGUCAGCCUCCAUCCCAGACAUCUGCUUCUACCCAGAGUAUUUUGUGUUUACGGGGGUCCUGGCGAUGGUGACGUGCGCGGUUUUCCUGCGGCUGAACUCGGUGUUGAAGUUGGCGGUGCUGCUGGUGAUGAUCGCCAUCUACUCGCUGCUGACCGAGGCUUUCUAUACUUCGCUGUUUGUCCGUUACGACACCGUCCACCACAACACAGAAAACUUCCUGGGAACUAAAGAGACGUCGUUGCUCCUGAUGGCCAUGUUCCUCCUCGCAGUGUUUUACCACGGCCAGCAGCUGGAGUACACAGCCCGACUGGACUUCCUGUGGCGCGUACAGGCCAAAGAGGAGAUCAACGAGAUGAAGGAGCUGAGAGAACACAACGAGAACAUGCUGAGGAACAUCCUGCCCAGCCAUGUGGCCCGCCACUUCCUGGAGAAGGACCGGGACAACGAGGAGCUGUACUCACAGUCCUACGACGCUGUGGGCGUGAUGUUCGCCUCCAUCCCGGGCUUCGCCGACUUCUACUCCCAGACCGAGAUGAACAACCAGGGAGUCGAGUGCCUGAGGCUCCUCAACGAAAUUAUUGCCGACUUUGACGAGUUGCUGGGUGAGGAACGGUUUCAGGACAUCGAGAAGAUCAAGACGAUCGGGAGCACCUACAUGGCCGUGUCCGGUCUGUCGCCUGAGAAACAGCAAUGUGAAGAUAAAUGGGGUCACCUGUGCGCGCUGGCCGACUUCGCCAUCGCCCUCAACGAGAGCAUCCAGGAGAUCAACAAGCACUCCUUCAACAACUUUGAGCUGAGGAUCGGUAUGGCUCACGGCUCGGUGGUGGCGGGUGUGAUCGGUGCCAAGAAGCCGCAGUACGACAUAUGGGGGAAGACGGUGAACCUGGCGAGCCGGAUGGACAGCACGGGCGUGAGCGGCAAGAUCCAGGUGCCCGAGGACACCUACCUGAUCCUGAAGGAGCGCGGCUUUGCCUUCGAGUAUCGCGGCGAGAUCUACGUGAAGGGCAUCAGCGAGCAGGAGGGCAAGAUCCGAACGCACUUCUUGCUCGACCGGGUGCAGCCCAACCCGCUCAUCCUGCAGCCGCGCAAAAUCACCGGCCAGUACUCGCUGGCGGCCGUGGUGCUCGGCCUGGUGCAGUCUCUCAACCGGCAGAAGCAAAAGCAGAUCCUCAACGAGAACAACAACUCGGGCAUCAUGAAGGGCCACCACCACUACAACCGGAGGACGUUGUUAGCGCCCGGUGGCUCCGAGGUGGGAGGGGGGCAUCACGUCGAAGCCGCUGAUAAGACUGAGCUGUCCUGA